UCCCGUGUCUUCUUCUUUCUUUCCUCUUUUUCUCCAUCAGUGAGGUUGUUUUCAAAGAACAGUAAAAUCUGCUGAUAAAAAAUCUUUUAAAAAAAUAAAAUAAAAACAUUCAGCUGCACAAAUUCUAAGAACCAAAAACACACAUACGUCCCUCUCCUUACUAAAACUACAUCUCCACUCACUCUCUCUCUAUUUAUCUAUCUAUCUUUCUUUCUCUCACAGCUCUUUCUUCUUCAUCUCUCGUGACUUUGCAAAGAAGGAAGAAUAAAUAAAAACCCUAGAGAGGAAGAAAGGGAGAUUCCAUGGAUUCGAUCACCGAAUUGGACAGCACAUCGAACUCGGAGAACGGUUUGGUGAUCGGGUCGGGAAUCGGAGCGGCCAUUAACGCUGGGAAUACUAAUUUAUCGGCGACAUCUUCUUCUUCGUCGUCGUCGUCAUCUUCCACGGCUGCAACGAGCAGCAGCAGCCGGUAUGAGAACCAGAAGCGGCGUGACUGGAACACGUUCGGGCAGUCCCUGAAGAACCCCCGGCCGCCGCUGUCGCUUUCGCGCUGCAGCGGCGCUCACGUGCUGGAAUUUCUUCGCUAUCUCGACCAGUUCGGAAAGACUAAGGUACACACCCCAAUCUGCCCCUUCUACGGGCAUCCCAACCCCCCGGCCCCCUGCCCCUGCCCCCUCCGGCAGGCCUGGGGCAGCCUCGACGCCCUCAUCGGCCGCCUCCGGGCAGCCUUCGAGGAGAACGGAGGGAAGCCGGAGGCCAACCCCUUCGGAGCCCGGGCUGUAAGGCUUUAUCUCCGUGAGGUUCGUGAUUUGCAGUCCAAGGCUAGAGGGAUCAGCUACGACAAGAAAAAGCGGAAGCGACCUCCGCCGCUUCCACCGCAGAAUCACCAGCAGCAGCAGUUGCCGGGGCCCCCCCCCCGCCGCCGCAGAUGCUGCAUCAUCAUCAUCUCCACCACCCGCCUCCAGGUGCAAGUCAUCAUCAAUAAGAUCUUCGUGAUACCAUCAUCUUCAUCAUCACAUCAUGUUAUGAAAUGCAAUCUCUACUCUUCUACUACUCAAGGGCUUGCUAGCUAUAGUUUGUUUUUAGAGAUGUUACUUAUGUUUGUGCUAGCUAGUUAG
Molecule: messenger RNA, 1118 nt
Organism: Morus notabilis
Lineage: Eukaryota; Viridiplantae; Streptophyta; Magnoliopsida; Rosales; Moraceae
Product: protein LIGHT-DEPENDENT SHORT HYPOCOTYLS 4
Exons: 2
Coding region: 303-1118 (271 amino acids)
Biological process (GO): response to light stimulus; mRNA transcription
Cellular component (GO): nucleus
Source: RefSeq, a predicted model, not a curated record